Messenger RNA from Zingiber officinale, 1014 nucleotides. RefSeq lists its product as uncharacterized. The record is from RefSeq and is a predicted model, not a curated record. Bases 1 to 1014 code for a protein of 337 amino acids. The transcript is spliced from 2 exons. NCBI's taxonomy places the organism in Eukaryota, Viridiplantae, Streptophyta, Magnoliopsida, Zingiberales, Zingiberaceae.
AUGGCGUCAAAAAAGUUGAAGAUUGCGGACUAUGCUCCACUUAUUGAUGCUUUGAGCCGGAGGAUUAAUGCAUGGCCGAAACUCACCCUCUCUUAUGCAGGAAGAGCACAGUUGAUACAGUAUGUCCUGCAGGGAGUGGAAUGCUACUGGAUGUCGAUACUGCCAUUACCGAUAGGAGUUGUCGAGCGUAUCUAUAGCUUAUGUCGGAGCUUCCUUUGGACAUCCAAGCAUCCCCCCAUUGCCUGGCUGGAGAUGUGUAGGCCCAAAGAAGAAGGAGGGCUGGGAUUUAGAGAACUGAUUGCAUGGAACACUGCUUUGUUAUCUAGAGUCCUAUGGCGCUUACAUGAUCAACAGGAUGCUCUCUGGAUUCGAUGGGUCCACCACACAUAUUUACAGGACACUGAUAUCUGGCGAUGGAGGGCCAAGCACACAGAUUCUCCGCUGCUUAAGAGGUUAGCACAGAUACGAGACCAGAUGGUCGCAUCAGCUGGUUCCAUAGAGGCAGCGCAACAUCUCUUGCAUGGUUGGUUCAGCCAGCACACUUUGAGUCGGCGUGGUAUCAGCCAGGCAUAUGAUUUUUUCCGUGAUACUGGAGUCCAUGUGCCAUGGGCAGGGACAGUUUGGAAGAAGCACAUCCAGCCCAGCCAUCGAUUUACACUAUGGUUACUCGCGCACCGUAGGGCGGAGGAGACACAGGAGCACCUCUUUUUCGGAUGUCUACAAAUACGCCAGCUUUGGGACCGGAUUAGGGACUGGCUGCACAUGACUCAUGAGAUGACGACAUACCGGAGGAUGUUGCGGAUCUAUAUGCGGCACUAUCGUGGGACAGGAUUGUUGGUGCGCGCGCGACAUGCUGCUAUGGCUGCACUGAUACACUACGUCUGGCAAGCACGCAGUCACUUGAGGUUUGAGAGCGAGGUGUUUGAUGGGGAUCAUAUUUUCCGACGGAUCCAGACACAUGUCUACCGUUCUUUGGACAUCAGCCUCGACCGGAUAUUACACCAGCCACCUUGA